AUGUCACCCCUGUUCAUAGCCGCGGCGUCCUCUCUGUCCGCGUUUCUAAGGUUUAUCGACCUACUUCGUCGCAUUCGCUUCUUCUCCCCGUCGUCCACACUCGGUCCCCUUCCGUCCCACACACGCACUCCCCUCCAUCGCUCACGCUUCCUCGUGAGAACGAGCACGCUCCCUCCCCUCCCGUCUCCUUCGCGCAACCCCCAUUGUCGCGCACGCUCGCUCUGUUCCGUCGCGGAGAGUGAGGUAUUCCUUCCCGUCGCCCACGCGGGAGCGCCGAGACCGAUCACGCACGCUCCCUUCCGUCACCCACGCGCACUUCGUUCCCGCCGCAGACGCGCACUCCCUUCCGUCGCCCACGCGCACUCCGUCAGUUAUCUCGGCCCACGCGCACUCCCUUCCGUUGCCCACGCCCAAGACCUUCCCGUCGCCCACGCUCACUCCCUUCCCAUCGCCUACGCGCAAUCGUUCCGUCGCCCACUCUCAAUCACUUCCGUCGUCUGCGCUCACUCCCUUCCCGUCGCCCACGCUCACUCCCUUUCCAUCGCCUUCGCGCAAUCCUUACAUCGCACACGCUCACCCUCGCUCGUCACACACGGCCAAUUCCCUCUCGUCGCACGCUGCCGCCCGCGCCGCGCUCUCCCUUUCAAUCUCCUUCCGCCGUCCCCGCGCACUCCCUCCCGGCGCUGCACGACGACUCCCCUUCCGCCGCCCACGCUCACUCCCUCCCGCCGCAACGGUCCCCUCCGUCGCACAUCCUCACUCCCCUCCGUCGCCCACGCCCACUCCCUCUCGUCGCCCACGCUCACUCCUCCCCGUCGUGCACGCUCUCUCCCCAUCCGUCGCCCACGCUCACUGCCUGCUAGAGUUAGUGUCAGCGCAUGCAGCGUACGACAAGGCAGCAGUUUAUUUCCAUGUGCAGCGCCAUCCCUCACCUCCCCAUCCCUCACCUCCCCAUCCCUCACCUCCCCAUUCCUCACCUCCCCAUCCCUCACCUCCCCAUCCCUCACCUCCCCAUCCCUCACCUCCCCAUCCCUCACCUCCCCAUCCCUCACCUCCCCAGACCUCACCUCCCCAUCCCUCACCUCCCCAUUCCUCACCUCCCCAUCCCUCACCUCCCCAUCCCUCACCUCCCCAUCCCUCACCUCCCCAUCCCUCACCUCCCCAUCCUCUCCUCUCGCCAUCCUAUCAUCUCCCCAUCCUCUCCUCUCCCCAUCCUCUCCUCUCCCCAUCCUCUCCUCUCCCCAUCCUCUCCUCUCCCCAUCAGAUCAUCUCCCCAUCCUCUCCUCUCCCCAUCCUCUCCUCUCCUCAUCCGAUCCUCUCCCCAUCCUCUCCUCUCCCCAUCCGAUCCUCUCCCCAUCCUCUCCUCUCCCCAUCCUCUCCUCUCCCCAUCCUCUCCUCUCCCCAUCAGAUCCUCUCCCCAUCCUCUCCUCUCCCCAUCAGAUCCUCUCCCCAUCCUCUCCUCUCCCCAUCCUCUCCUCUCCCCAUCCGAUCCUCUCCCCAUCCUCUCCUCUCCCCAUCCGAUCCUCUCCCCAUCCUCUCAUCUCCCCAUCCUCUCCUCUCCCCAUCCUCUCCUCUCCCCAUCAGAUCCUCUCCCCAUCCUCUCCUCUCCCCAUCCUCUCCUCUCCCCAUCCUCUCCUCUCCCCAUCCGAUCCUCUCCCCAUCCUCUCCUCUCCCCAUCCGAUCCUCUCCCCAUCCGAUCCUCUCCCCCUCCCCUCCAGGCUGUAG
Closterium sp. Naga37s-1 is the source of this 1725-nucleotide messenger RNA. NCBI's taxonomy places the organism in Eukaryota, Viridiplantae, Streptophyta, Zygnematophyceae, Desmidiales, Closteriaceae. The record is from the annotation of a GenBank genome assembly.